CAUAACUUGCUUUUCUUGUUCAUCUGUUUACUAUGUGGUCUAAUAAUAUUUCAAUUCUGGAUCAAGAAAUCACACAAAAAAAUCCAUCUUCCUCCAAGUCCACCAGCAUUACCAUUCAUUGGUCAUUUGCAUCUUCUUGGUUCUUUGUGGCACCAAUCCUUCCAGAAAUUAGCAUCGCGCUAUGAUCCAUUCAUGUUGAUUCAUGCAGGCGCGUCAACUUCAUAUGUUGUGUCCAAUGGCACUAUAGCGAAAGAAGUCUUUAAAACCAAUGACAUAAAUUUUGCUGCUAGGCCAGAAUUUGGCUCUUCAGAAUACCAAAUUUACCAUGAUACAAUGUUCUCAAUUUUGGACUAUAACAAACUUUGGAUUUUCUUGAAGAAAAUAUGCAUGACUGAGAUUCUGUCUGCUCAACAGAUUAGUAAAUUUGCUGAUGUUAGGAAGGAGGAGAUGAUGAAAGUGUUGGAAUUUUUAGUUAAGUUUUCGGAACAAGGGGAUGCUUGUGAUGUUGGAAUUCAGCUUAUGGCUAUGACAAAUAAUCUUAUUUGUAGGCUGAGUAUGAGCACAAGAACCUCAACUAAUGUCGACGAGAGCGCGGAGAUAAGAGAAAUUGCAAAGGGGAUAGUAUUACUUGCAGGGCAGCUGGGAUUAGGUGAAAUUUUUGGUCCUUUGAAGAAAUAUGAUCUGCUUGGUGCUGGAAAAAAGGCAAAAGCUUUGUUGCUCAAAUUUGAUAAGUUUAUGGAUGGGAUCAUAAAGAAACACGAAGAUGAAAGGCGUGUGGGAGGAAAAGAGAGGAGGGAUAUGAUGGACAUUCUUCUGGAAAUUGCAGAUGAUGAAAAUGCUGAGAUGAAGCUCACUAGCAAUGGCAUCAAGGGUCUUUUCUAGGAUCUUUUUGUGGGAGGAACUGAUACAACAAGUGUUGGUUUGCAAUGGGGAUUAGCAGAGCUUUUGAACCAUCCAAAAGCAUUAAAGAGGCUCCAAGAAGAGAUUGACAGAGUAGUUGGGCCAAACAGGCUAGUUGAUGAUUCCGAUAUCCAAAAUCUUCCUUAUCUCCAAGCUGUUGUCAAGGAAACACUAAGAGUACAUCCCCCGUUGCCCUUAGUAUUCCGAAAAUGCAGAGAAGAUUGUGUAGUCAAUGGUUACACAAUUCCCAAAAAUUCUAGGCUUGUACUAAACAUUUACGCGAUUAAUAGGGACUCGAAUGAAUGGAGAAACGCGGAUGAGUUUAUUCCAGAGAGGUACCUUGUUAACUCUGGUGGAGGGGAGGAGAACCAGCUCGCGAUCGAGCCUGAUGAAUUGGAGGCUAUGAAAGGACAGAAUUUCUGUUAUGUCCCAUUUGGUGGUGGAAGAAGAGGAUGUCCUGGUGCUGGACUUGCAGCAGCAGUGUUACAUAGGACACUUGGUGUGUUGAUACAAUGUUUUGAUUGGAAAAUUAAAGGUGCUGAGAAACUUAAUAUGGAACAAGGAGCUGGGUUUUCUUGUGCAAUGGUUCACCCUUUGAUUUGUUAUCCUGUUAUGCGUGUUAAUCCACUAGAAAUUGCCAAUUGAUUUCUCUAGUUUUAUUAAUGGCAUAAUACA
Molecule: messenger RNA, 1575 nt
Organism: Solanum tuberosum (potato)
Lineage: Eukaryota; Viridiplantae; Streptophyta; Magnoliopsida; Solanales; Solanaceae
Product: 3,9-dihydroxypterocarpan 6A-monooxygenase
Exons: 2
Cellular component (GO): membrane
Molecular function (GO): oxidoreductase activity, acting on paired donors, with incorporation or reduction of molecular oxygen, NAD(P)H as one donor, and incorporation of one atom of oxygen; iron ion binding; heme binding
Source: RefSeq, a predicted model, not a curated record